This is a messenger RNA of Kazachstania africana CBS 2517, 741 nucleotides long. RefSeq names its product protein-S-isoprenylcysteine carboxyl O-methyltransferase (gene STE14). Gene Ontology annotation, biological process: C-terminal protein methylation. Gene Ontology annotation, cellular component: endoplasmic reticulum; membrane. Bases 1 to 741 code for a protein of 246 amino acids. Lineage: Eukaryota; Fungi; Ascomycota; Saccharomycetes; Saccharomycetales; Saccharomycetaceae. Gene Ontology annotation, molecular function: protein C-terminal S-isoprenylcysteine carboxyl O-methyltransferase activity. The transcript has a single exon. The record is from RefSeq and is a predicted model, not a curated record.
AUGUCUGAUAGUGUCAAUAGUGUUAAUGAGCUCCCCAUAAUAAUCGAUGGAAAACCUUAUCCGGAUAUCACAAAAAACCCACCACAGGAGAUAGCCACAACUGCUUUUACACUGGGCAUAUUACUCGGAGUGUUUCUAGGUCUACUACCUGUCCUGCAUUUUAAAAGCUUCAAUCUUUACAUUAUUGCCCUCUCAUUAUUCCACUUUUUAGAAUACUACAUUACGGCGAAGUAUAAUCCUGGUAAAGUCCAUAACGAAUCCUUUUUACUAAAUAAUGGUGUGGGAUAUUUAGCUGCUCAUUUAGCUGCUACAAUCGAAUGUUUCUUAGAGUGCCUCUUCUUCCCUCAUUUAAAGUCAUACACUCCUUUGCAUAAAGCACUGGCCGUCGUUGGUGGUAUACUUGUUUUAAUUGGCCAAGUUGCAAGAACAUUGGCAAUGUCUACUGCCGCUCAAUCUUUUUCUCAUGUAUUGAAGACCAAAAAGGAAAAGGAUCACGUUCUUGUGAAGUCUGGGCUCUACAAAUAUCUAAGACACCCGAGCUAUUUUGGCUUCUUUUGGUGGGCAUUGGGUACACAACUACUUUUACUCAACCCAAUAUCAUUCGUUGUAUUCGUGGGUGUACUAUGGAGAUUCUUUAGUAAAAGAAUUGCAGUUGAGGAGAAGUACUUGAUAAAUUUUUUUGGGAAAGAAUAUAUAGUUUAUAAAGAUAGCGUCAGCACAUGGAUACCAUUUAUAAAUUGA